Vitis riparia (riverbank grape) is the source of this 1938-nucleotide messenger RNA. Its product is annotated as zinc finger CCCH domain-containing protein 13. Gene Ontology annotation, molecular function: metal ion binding. Lineage: Eukaryota; Viridiplantae; Streptophyta; Magnoliopsida; Vitales; Vitaceae. The record is from RefSeq and is a predicted model, not a curated record. The coding region runs from base 171 to 1454 and encodes 427 amino acids. The transcript has 12 exons.
UCUCACGUUUUAAGCUUCUAGGGUUAUCAUCUUCUCUUCUUCAAUCAUCAAUCCAUCAUUCAUCACCGUUCAUCAGUCAGAGGAAUUAUUUUCAUAUUGGAAGUGUUGGUUGAGUUCGUAUUUCGUAUGAAAUUUCACUGCUCGAUUCCUUAAAAUUGUGGAUAUUAACAAUGGUGGAGCGAAAACUCUACAAAACGAAGCUUUGUGUGCUGUACGAGAGAGGUCACUGUCCGCGUCAGACCUGCUCUUUCGCCCACGGCGAUGCCGAGCUUCGAGGAUUCUCCGGUUCCUUUAAUGGUAGGCGGGACUAUCGAGAUGAUGACUUGAGGGAUAAGCUAGACAGAAGGCAUUCUCCACCACGAAGGUAUUCCCCUGGAAGAGGUGCAAGAAGCCGGCCUGUCAUUCAUGGAUAUAGUCCAUCCAGAUCCGUUGGAAAAAAGAGUGAUAGAAAACAUAGAAGGAAACAACAGUUGGACGGACAAAGUGAUUUUUCUGGAAGUUUAAAAAUUUCAGAUGGAACUGAUGAUAGACUUAAAGAAGGGAAGCUGGCAUCGUCUGGUUCCAAAAAUGUUCUUGGGGAACAGUUAAAACAAGUUCAGUUAGAUAUUGACAGACUUGAUGAUCACAAGAGUCAACUGAAGACCUAUAUGGAAGAGAGGGUCCAAGAAGCAGAUAGUCUUACUUCGAGAAUUCAGGAGCUUGAAUCUCAGUUAUAUAAGGAGAGAGAGGAUUGCAAAAGGAUUACUUCAAAAAUUAAGAGGUUCGUCAAAGCACAUAGUCGUUAUUUACGAAUACAAGACGACCUGAAGAGGUCAGAGGCCAGACUUCUGAAGUUGGGAAGUCAACUAAUCUCAGAUACUUCUAAACAUACCAAUGAAGAGGACUCAAGCAUUGACAUUCUGAGUGAUGGAGAGCCCACUGGCAACCAUGUAGUGAGUCCUAAGAAUGGGCAGCAGAUUAAGGCUUCUCCAAGCAAAAAAAGGGCGCACAGUAAUUUGGAUGCUGCUGAAGGGUCAAAACCAGGAAAAGUAGCCAAAGGAGAAGGAUUUCUGGCAGGAACAACCAGAUCAGAGAAGCUUUCUCGGUGGAAGAUGCAGCAUGCUCAAUUAAUGCAUAAAAAGGAAGCUGAGGUUUUGGACAAUGGAAAUAGUGGCAGUAAGCCCCUAACAAUAGAAGGCAAGCAUAAGAGAGGGAAGAAUGUUUCUGCUAGCAUUCCCUUGGCAGAUAAGUUGAAGGGUUUGGAGUCUGGGCUUGUGUUGCCAUCGACCAGCAUGGCUGCUCAUGCAGUUGAUGAAGUUGAGACAGUUGAAACAGAGAAGAUCGAGACUGUUGAAACUGCUUCUAGAGAAGUAGAUAAAGUUGCUGCAUAUGAGAUCCCAGGCCUGCUAUUUCCACCUCCACCGCCGCCUCCUCACCCUCGUAAUGCCUAUUCACAGGUCCAUUCAUAUUGCUAGCUUAUACUUUCUUGGCAUUAUAUGAUUCCAGUACAAGGGUGAAGAUGAGAAUGUGGAUGUGGAUGGGAUCGAGGAGGAGAUGGUGGAUGUUGAUACCAUUUGAUAUAUUUAAUAAUGUUAGCUGAAAAACUGCUCGAAUUUCAUUUGGCAAGGGAAGUGGGAUUACCCAACUCUGUACAAAGUUGUGGGGUAAUAUGGAUUUGUGCUUUUUCAGGAGUUUUAUGUCAUAUUGUUUCUUCAGAAUGCUGUUAUGUGUCUUGGAAGUAACAAAAAUGAGGAUUUUGAUUGGCAAAUAGCGGCUCCUUGUGGCAACAUUGACUAGGGUGGACACCAAAUUGGCCACCCUUCUCUCCCCCCCUACCCAACCCCUCUUUUUUGUUCAUUGAAAUUUAUGUAUUCAAUUUGAUGAAAAACCGAAUUUAUUGAUUUGGUUUUCAAGUAAAACUAUUUUCAUUUGGUUUGAAUUAAAUCUAAAUAUUAUGCA